AUGAGACCGACAGUCCCUUUUUGGUCAUGGGCUGCUAAACGUUCCAAAGAUGCUUUUCGCAAACAAUCAAAAAUCGAUAAUUAUCGAUCUAGAGCCGCUUAUAAAUUACUGGAAUUAAACCAAAAGCAUAGGUUUUUGAAAAAAGGAUAUGGAGUUAUUGAUUUGGGAUUCGCUCCAGGCUCUUGGUCACAAGUAGCCUUGAAGGCUGUAGGCACUGAGGGUUUUGUUACUGCAGUGGAUAUUCAAAAUGUAUCACCUCCUCAAGGAGUUUUUCCAGUGUAUGGCGAUAUGUUAGACCCUCAAACACAGACCAAAAUACUAGAAGCUUUCCGACAACAUCGACAGGAACCCAUCAAAAGGGAAUUGGUAGUAGAUACAGUCUUGAGCGAUAUGCUUCAUUCAACCACUGGCAUACGCAUUCGAGAUCAUGCCAUAUCUAUGGAUUUAUGUAAUUCUGCGUUUCAAUUAGCAAAAACCUUUCUUCGUCCCGGGGGAUUUUUUGUUUGUAAAUAUUAUAUGGGAUCCGAAGAACGUGAGUUUCAGAAGUCUCUGAUGGAAGUUUUCAAGCGUGUGUACAUAGAAAAACCAAAAGCGUCUAUAAAAGAAUCCAGGGAAGCUUAUUUUGUAUGUUUAGGACGAAAAUGA
Schizosaccharomyces octosporus yFS286 is the source of this 645-nucleotide messenger RNA. RefSeq names its product 2' O-ribose methyltransferase Mrm2. Bases 1 to 645 code for a protein of 214 amino acids. The record is from RefSeq and is a predicted model, not a curated record. Gene Ontology annotation, biological process: RNA methylation. The transcript is spliced from 5 exons. Gene Ontology annotation, molecular function: rRNA (uridine-2'-O-ribose)-methyltransferase activity. Gene Ontology annotation, cellular component: mitochondrion. NCBI's taxonomy places the organism in Eukaryota, Fungi, Ascomycota, Schizosaccharomycetes, Schizosaccharomycetales, Schizosaccharomycetaceae.